Molecule: messenger RNA, 1158 nt
Organism: Funneliformis geosporum
Lineage: Eukaryota; Fungi; Glomeromycota; Glomeromycetes; Glomerales; Glomeraceae
Source: the annotation of a GenBank genome assembly
AUGCUAAAAGUAGGAACUGUAUUUAGCGGAAUAGGUGCUUUUGAGCAAGCCUUAAAAAGAAUGAAUAUUAAUCAUGAUAUUUUAUUUGCUUGUGAUAAUGAUAGAUUUGUUAAGCAGUCUUAUUUUGCUAAUUAUGACAUAGAUGAUAAUAGAAAUAUUAAAGAUAAAAGGGGUUUGUUGGUUUAUCAGUUUAUUCGACUAAUCAAAGAAAUCAAACCCAAAGUUUUCAUUUUUGAAAAUGUAAAAGAUUAUGGUAUACCUCAAAACCGACAGAGACUUUUUGUGGUAGGUCUACUAGAAGAGAAUGGUUUCAAGUUUCCUCUCCCAAUACCUUUGGUUAUCAAGAUGAAAGAUUUGUUAGAAGAUAGGGAAAAUUCUCAUUAUUUUCUACCGGAAAAAGGGAUAAAGUUUGUGCUUGAUAAGAAAAAUCAGCAAAAGAGGUAUACCCAAGGAACUGCUAAUUAUCGAACUACGAUUGAAACUGAUUUGGAAGUUGCUCGACCUCUCUUGUCAACUAUGACUAAAUGCCAUCGAGCAGGGGUUGAUAACUACAUAACUGAAGGGAGUAAAAUAAGAAAACUUACCCCUAGGGAAUGUUUAAGGUUAAUGGGUUUUCCUGACACUUUCAAAAUUGUAGUCAGUGAUACCCAAAUGUAUAAGCAAGCAGGGAAUAUUGUUAAUGGCACUGAAACGACAAUUGCUGACAGUUUCGUAAAAAAGAACAAGACAAUAAGAGGAGCAAAAAAAGCCCAUGGAGAAGCAAGAUUAUAUCAAUUAGAAAAGAUUGAAGAAGAAUUUCUUUAUUUUAAUUUUGAAGAUGCUAAUAGUGUUGAUGAUAAAGCAAGGUUCUAUAUUCGGUCAAAAGAUAAAACUUUUUGGGAUUUGUUUCGAAGUUUAGUGUUGCCAAUUAUUACUUCUCUAAGUAUUGCUAAGGUUGAACUUAAUAUUUCCAAAGAAUCAGCAUUUUACUUUUACCCUUAUUUACAUUCUCACGAGAGAUUUAACCAUCCUAUUCGAAUAAGAAGAGAAAUAGAGAAAAUUAGAAAAGACCCAACUCUUGAUGAAACAGUCAAGAAACAGUUAAUAAAUUCUAGAAGAGGGCAGGGAAGAUUUAGGAAAAGGAUUACUGAUGAAUUUAGUGAGUGUGUAAUUACUAAG